This is a messenger RNA of Hypomesus transpacificus, 3993 nucleotides long. RefSeq names its product RNA polymerase II elongation factor ELL2-like. Bases 20 to 1828 code for a protein of 602 amino acids. Gene Ontology annotation, biological process: snRNA transcription by RNA polymerase II; positive regulation of transcription elongation by RNA polymerase II; transcription elongation by RNA polymerase II. The record is from RefSeq and is a predicted model, not a curated record. Gene Ontology annotation, molecular function: cis-regulatory region sequence-specific DNA binding. The transcript is spliced from 12 exons. Gene Ontology annotation, cellular component: transcription elongation factor complex. NCBI's taxonomy places the organism in Eukaryota, Metazoa, Chordata, Actinopteri, Osmeriformes, Osmeridae.
ACAAUUCCCGAACCCAGCGAUGGCAGCGCUGAGGCAGGAGCACCGCUAUGGACUCUCCUGUGGAAAGAUUGAUAAAAACAUUCCAAACAAGACACUUUAUCACGUCAAGCUCACCGACACAGCCAUCAGAGCCUUGGAAGCCUAUCAAAACCUGAAGGGAUGCUUGCCAAAUCAACCGUCUAUUUGCUUCAAAGGACAUCAGGGGUACGUCAAAAUCCCCACCGUCUCGCCCGAAUCCCCAGCUGCUCUACGCCUCUUCUCCUUCUACCUGUCCAGUGACAGCAAGGACCAGCCCCAGGCCAGCUUCGAGUGUGUCCACCAAUAUGUUUCCAGUGCUGGUCGAGAGCAGCUAAAGAGCCAGGGCAGUAUUUUGGACAAGAUCACAGUGUGUGCCACCGACGACUCGUACCAGAUGACGCGGGAGAGGAUGUCCCAGGUGGAGAAGGACAUCUGGAGCCGGUCGGCCAUCGAGAUCAAACCGGGCGCCACACACCCUAGUAAAUGUGUCAAGUUACAGAAAAAGCCAACACCUCUGUCUACAUCAGACAGCCUCCACAAGCACUCUCCCACCAACAGGAGGAAUAGCGCCCUGGGCCUGCUCACCCAAAGGCCAUUGCGAGAGCGCAUUAUCCACCUUCUAGCCUUAAAGCCCUACAGGAAACCUGAGCUUCUUCUGUGGCUGGAGAGAGAGAGGGCCAGCCCUAAGGACAAGGCCGAGCUGGGCUCUUUACUGGAUGAGGUGGCCAAGGUGAAUCCUAAAGAUAACAGCUUCCUCCUAAAGGACGAGUGCUACAGACUUGUUCAGAGGGACUGGCCUGGCUACGUGGAGGAGGAGAAGCAGCUAGUUAACAAGCUGCUGGCCAGGAAAUUGCAGCUGCAGAGCAGUAGCCAAUCAAGAACUUUCCAGGCAAACUCUACAAACUCAUUCCACAAGACCUCAUGGGAUUCUCCUUUGCAUCACACCUCAGUCAAGAAUCCUGCCGGGAAACGGCCUUUGCCUUCGGACUCAUUGGAUAGCCCAGCUCUGAAAAAACAAAGACUCAUAGACCAGAGGUUGCAUCUGCAGCCAACUACUAACGGACUAUCAAAUUGCAAAGACCAAUCCCCCUCUCUCAAUCCUAUUUUCAACACAAACACUGCGUUUCAAAGGACAAGUAACCACAUUUCAAACAGCCAAAAUGGCUUCCUCCCCCCUAUGGACAAGUUGAGUAGCUCUACUGAUGAUCACACGUCAGAGAGAGGAGAACACAGCCCCCAAGUGACCGGCCAGGAAACACUGCAGAAUGACUCAGAAUGCGUUCAGCAGCAGCUCGCCAACAGUCAGCAUAAAAAGAAAAAGUCUAAGAAGCAUAAAGAGAAAGAGAGGGAGCGAUUAAAAGACAGGCAGACUAGCGAGUGGCUGGAGAACAGCCCAAAUAUCAAACAAAUUCAAGAUAAACCUUAUGAACCUGCCAUCACAAAUGCUGUUCCUGUGGUGGAGGAGAAGCCCGAUUAUGUACUAGCUUACAGUCCCGUUAGUAAUGCGGAGCAACGGCAGAGAUACCAGGUAGACUUCUGUGCUGAGUAUGAUGAGUACAAAGACCUGCAUUCCAGGAUUGCCACAAUCACACAUAUGUUUGUCCAGCUUGGCUCAAAGAUCAAGAGUCUGUCUCCAGGAACACAGGAAUACAAGAUUAUGGAAGACCAAAUACUGGACAAGUACAAGAAGUAUCGAAAGAAGUUUCCAGGCUAUCGGGAAGAAAAGAAACGCUGUGAAUAUCUCCAUCAGAAACUUUCCCACAUAAAACAACUCAUUACAGACUUUGACCUCUCUCAUAACCCCUCAUAGUGCAGGCGUAUCCUGUGAUCUGUGUGCAAGAGAAAUGGAACCAUCAGCAUUAGCACAAACUUCAAAUGCAUUUUCACUUUAAAGCUCUCUAGAACUUUCCAAUGACCUUUUAGAGGUCCACCACCGUCACUCAGAACAUUAGGAUCACUAAAUACUGAUUCAAAGAAGAAAAAGGCUACUAUUUCUAGUUUUGUUAUUGAUUUGCAUAUUAGUUUUGAAUGUUUGUUCAGACUAUAAAAUACCAGAGAAAACCACUUCCUUGUUUUGUUUUUCUCCCAAAACAUAUUCAAUAAUGGUUUUGCUUUAAUAUUUUAAUUUUUUGUUCUGCAACUUCAUGCCUAGAGCGCUGUUCACUAGACAAGAUGAUAAAACAAUUAGACAGAAUUAAGUCUGUCUGAUUACAUAAGGCCAAAUGGUGCAGUAGUUGCCCUGUGCCUGUCCAAAUCAGUCACCACAGAGAAAGAACACUUGGUUGGCAACUUUUUCAGUCACUUUGUUAUUGCGGUAUUCUUUGAUAGGAGACUUUGGUCUUCCUUUCUCUCUAAAUUCUUUGAACUACUGAUGUAUUUAUUUAGAACCGUGGACUUCUGUCUUGUUCUGUUUAUUGUAUGUGAUCUGUCUUCUUGUUUUGCACUGCCCCCUGUCAGCCUUGGGGGUGAGGAACAUGUCACAUGACAUCAGUGUGUUUGUACUGGGUGGUGUGAACAAGGAGAGGAGGUUUGUGAGGUACACUAAACGUCUAUCAAAAGUAGUGAGUAUAUGCUGCAGAUUCAGGUGAAACUCAAUUUCCGUAACAAGAUUAAAACAGAUUUUCAAGAAUUUGAAAAUAGUUUUAAUACAAUACCAUAUUGUCAAAACUAAUGAUGGAAACAUUUACAUUAGUCAUUGUAGAGGUCAUCAGUUAAGGUCAUUGUUAGAUUUGCCAAUGCAUUGUAGUGUCAAACCAAUCUAUUUGAGAGUGUUUUGAUGGUUACUUAUUAUGAUUAAGUAUUUUGCACUGAAUGUUCACCACAAGGGUUUCGAGGCCUUAUAAAACAAACUGCCAUCAUCCUUGACAUUAUAUUGGUAGAUCUGUUUUGUCAUAUGCUCAUGAUUUCUGUCUUGUCUGUCUUCUUUACAUCAUUUACACAUUCAGCUCUGUAGCUCUGUCGCUCUGUCUCUAUCGCCUGUGUAAAUGUCAUUCCUGGUUCUAAUUGCUAUUUCAGUUGUGCCCAUUAUGGAUACUAAGAUCCUAUACCAUUUAAAACAGAACUAUAUUUGCAUUAAAUAUACACAUAUAUCCCCUGUUUCAUUAAGCAGUUGUGAGGUUCAUGAAACAACAUUGACCAAACAUUGCCCUACUUUCACUGCGUAACUUUUGCACUUAAAUUUGUGUUGUUUUAGGAUGGCCCUUAAAUUUUUAUUGUUUUUAGAAAGGAUUUAUUUUGGGGUUCCUUUUGCCUUAAUAUUACUCUUUUUUUGAUCAUAAGACAGACAAACAGGAACUACACAUUGAUGAAAGUGAUGUUGUCACUGAAUGAUGGACAGACAUAUCCAAAUGUGUGGGAGUUACACCAAAUACAAAAUAGUGUUUAAAUGUGCUUACCAACAAACGUUUCAAUAGUUAAUUGUUUUUAUUAUAUACUUUAUUAUUAUUCUUGAUUGUUGAAAACCAAGUCAUAAUGACUGAUUUGUUAUCAGAAAUAUUGUGUGAAAUGAAAAUGUUCCAAUUUCCAGGUAACCACUCAGCCUAAAUCACUAUAGCCUAUGGGUUAUAUUAAACUGUGAGACCACAAAUGAGCGGCUAAUAUUUCCGGCAUAAUGUUUGCCAAAGUUAAAAGAGAAACAACGUAAUGCCAGAGCCAGCGGUGUGUCCAGACAUUUUUGGGGUGGCCAAUCAGAUUUCAGGGGUGGCCCGUGCCACCCUAGGCCACCCCCUGGACACGCCCCUGGCCAGAGCCCGUCUACGGAUCCAUAUACUGUAGACAUUCUCUGGGAGGCUAAUGCUCAGUUACAGCAGGCUCUGUGUUAGUUUAUCCGUCUGGAGAUAAGCCCACCUAGGACAUAGCCUAUUGUGGAAGUGAAACAAAAAUGCUUUAAUGGGCAUUGUUUUAAAAUAGCAUUUUACAAAUGUGAUCCCUUAUUUGUCAUGGUGUACAGAUGCAAAAUAAUACAAUGUAUGUCUA